AUGAACGAAUUUAUGCCCAAUUUUGGUGAUCCGCAAGUUCACUCUGCUUUGAAGAAGCUGGUUUUGUUCAGCUUUGCGAUAAUAGCUACUCCUUUGGGCUCUAUGUUUUUCCUGAAGAACUGCAUUUUCGAAGGCUUAUUUCACUGGUCAUCACACGAUAGUAUCAUCUACUCCGCUAUAAUCGCCGUUGGUGUGGUUCACGUAGUUCUGGCAUCUUUCGUGUUUGUUGCAUGGCACGAGGGUCGUCAGAAAUCAACCACCGUCAAACAGGAUUAA
Molecule: messenger RNA, 276 nt
Organism: Soboliphyme baturini
Lineage: Eukaryota; Metazoa; Nematoda; Enoplea; Dioctophymatida; Soboliphymatidae
Source: the annotation of a GenBank genome assembly